Messenger RNA from Panicum hallii, 2016 nucleotides. RefSeq names its product pentatricopeptide repeat-containing protein At2g30100, chloroplastic. Gene Ontology annotation, molecular function: protein binding. Lineage: Eukaryota; Viridiplantae; Streptophyta; Magnoliopsida; Poales; Poaceae. The transcript has 2 exons. Bases 220 to 1674 code for a protein of 484 amino acids. The record is from RefSeq and is a predicted model, not a curated record.
GUUCCGGUCCGUCAUCCACUCCCCCCGUCCCCAAAUCCAAACAUUCUCUCUUCUUCCCCUCCGCCCCCGGUCGCCAUCGCCGAUCCACCAUCCCUUCCUUGGCUUGGGCCACGUCUCCCCUUCUCCUCCCCACACAUCAACAACCAAGCCUCCAAAUCCUCCGCCGCACUCCCAUGCCCUCCUCCCAACCCUAGCCCCACCGCACCCCCACUCCAAUCCAUGGCGCUCUCUUCCCACGCCACCGCCGCGGCCGUCGCCACCUUCCCACAGUCCACCCGCUCCUCCUCCUCCUCGCGCCGCCUCCCCGGGUCCUCCGUCUCCCCGCGUCCCCCGCCGCCCCCGCGCUCCCUGCGCCUCGACCACGCUGCGCCGCCCCUCUCCGCCGCGGCCCCCGACGGGCUCCUCGCCGCCGCCAUCGAGCACCUGGAGCGCGAGCCGGCCUCCGCGGCCGCCGACGAGGCCCCGCUGGCCGCUCUGUCGCCGCGGGAGCUGCAGCUCGUGCUCGUCUACUUCGCGCAGGAGGGGCGCGACGCCUACUGCGCGCUCGAGGUCUUCGACUGGCUCCGCCGCGCCAACCGCGUCGACGGCGAGACCAUGGAGCUCAUGGCCGCCAUCGCCUGCGGAUGGAUUGAGCGCCUCGUGGGGGCCGGCGGGGACGUGGCCGACGUCGCCGCGCUGCUCGGGGAGAUGGACUGCGUCGGGCUGAGGCCCGGCUUCAGCCUCGUCGAGAAGGCUGUCGCGCUGUACUGGGACCGCGGGGAGAGGGAGCAUGCGGUCGAGUUCGUCAGGGACGUGCUCAGGAGAGGGGGACUCGGAGCCGGCGCGGGAGGGAAGCACGGCUCUGCCGACGGGGACGGCGAACGGGGAGGGCCCGUCGGUUACCUCGCCUGGAAGAUGAUGAUGGAUGGGGACUAUAGGGAUGCUGUCAAGUUGGUCAUUGAAUUUAAGGAGAGUGGCCUGAAGCCUGAGGUGUAUAGUUAUCUAAUUGGGUUAACUGCCUUGGUUAAAGAGCAAAAGGAAUUCUCAAAGGCUCUGCGUAAACUAAAUUCAUCGGUGAAGGAUGGCUCUAUUUCUAAACUGGAUGCUGAGAGCAUGCACAGUAUUGAAAAGUAUCAAUCAGAAUUGUUAAGUGAUGGUGUUCUUUUGUCAAACUGGGCAGUAGAGGAAGGAAGUAGCGAAGUUCUAGGACUUGUGCAUGAGAGGCUCCUCUCAUUGUAUACUUGUGCUGGUUGUGGCUUAGAAGCUGAGCACGAACUUUGGGAAAUGAAGCUUCUUGGUAGAGAACCUGAUACGCAGCUCUAUGAUGUUGUAUUGGCAAUUUGUGCAUCUCAAGGGGAAGCUGCUGCUGUACGCCGAUUGCUCGCAGGAGUCGAGUCAAGCAGUGCCGGAAGAAGAAAGAAGUCGAUGUCAUGGCUCCUGCGAGGCUAUGUCAAAGGUGGCUUCAUUCUAGAUGCCUCGGAGACACUCAUGCAGAUGCUCGACAUGGGCUUAUUUCCUGAUUACCUGGAUAGAGCUGCUGUAUUGACUGCACUGCGGAGAAACAUACAGGAAUCUGGCAGCCUAGAAUUAUACAUGAAACUCUGCAAGCGACUUUCCGAGACAGAUCUGAUCGGACCUUGUGUAGUGUAUCUUUAUGUCCACAAAUUCAAAUUGUGGAUGAUGCACAUGCUUUAGGGCUUUGAUGAGACCUUUCCAUCAUAUAUCCACAGAUAGCAGGUACAAAAUGUGGGUGAUUCGCAUGCUUUCAAGUCCCUGACGAACAAGGCAGAGAAGCUCCACUACGGUGAACCAAUUGGUACAUAAUUAUGGUUCCCUGUAUAUUUUUGACUGAAACGGAGCUAUAUCGACUAGCUGUUUGUUGUAAGCAGGGCUAUGCUGUACUACUGAACAGAGUACAUAUGGUACAUGUAAAUUUUCUGUGUUACUGUUACCAUAUGGUACAUGUAAAUUUUCUGUGUUACUGUUAUCAUAUGCUGUUGGUGUUGAAAGAUAAUGUACAUUUCUAUUGCGACUGCA